AAGACAAAGCCCGUUGAAGUCCCCAAGUGCGUUUAUGUGUCGUUAAGUUUGGUGGCUUUCCUUUCUUUUCUACUUCUUCAAAUCCUUCCUUCCAGGCGAUUAUUCCCAAGCCCUUUCCCUCGUUUCCUCCGCCCCUUUUCCCUACCCUUCCUUUCUUUUAUAUCUCUCCCCUCUUUUCCUUCCUUUUCCUCUCAACCUCCCAUUUUCUCUCCUUUCCUCGUCCCGGCAGACGCUAAAAUCAAAACAGAAAAAUGUCUACCGCUUUCUCCGCUGCCAAGUUCACUUCCCCUCCUUUCCCUCUCAGAUCUCACGACAAGCCCCUCUUUGACCCUCUCAAAAUCCCCAACGCCACCUCACCCUUCCUCGGAUCCACUCGCAAAAUCCGCCGUAGUUCUUCUACCAAAUUGAAUCUCCACCGUCGAUCUGGGACAGUUGUCGCCGUCUCCGAUGUCGUCAAGGAAAAGAAAUCCAAAUCCACCUCCAGUCUGUUAAUUACGAAAGAGGAGGGAUUGGAAUUGUACGAAGAUAUGGUAUUAGGAAGAGCAUUUGAAGAUAUGUGUGCUCAGAUGUAUUACAGAGGCAAAAUGUUUGGUUUUGUUCAUCUUUAUAACGGCCAAGAAGCUGUUUCAACUGGUUUUAUUAAACUCUUAAAGCAACAAGAUUCUGUCGUAAGCACUUAUCGUGAUCACGUGCACGCCUUAAGCAAAGGCGUCCCUGCACGUGCUGUCAUGAGCGAACUCUUCGGUAAGACCACCGGCUGCUGCCGUGGCCAAGGUGGGUCGAUGCAUAUGUUUUCCAGUGAACACAAUUUGCUUGGUGGGUUUGCUUUUAUUGGUGAAGGAAUUCCGGUUGCCACGGGAGCGGCUUUUACCUCUAAGUAUAAAAGGGAGGUUUUGAAAGAAGCGGAUUGUGAUCAUGUCACUUUGGCGUUUUUCGGGGAUGGGACUUGUAAUAAUGGGCAGUUCUUUGAGUGUUUGAAUAUGGCGGCGCUGUGGAAAUUGCCAAUUGUGUUUGUCGUUGAGAAUAAUUUGUGGGCUAUUGGGAUGUCGCAUUUGAGGGCUACUUCUGAUCCUCAGAUUUAUAAGAAAGGACCGGCUUUUGGGAUGCCUGGUAUUCAUGUCGAUGGGAUGGAUGUUUUGAAGGUGAGGGAAGUGGCUAAAGAGGCAAUUGCCAGGGCUAGAAGAGGAGAAGGUCCAACAUUGGUGGAAUGUGAGACAUAUAGGUUCAGAGGGCACUCAUUGGCUGAUCCUGAUGAGCUUCGUGACCCUGCUGAGAAGGCUCACUACGCUGCAAGAGAUCCCAUCACUGCCCUGAAGAAGUACCUCAUUGAGAACAGUCUGGCCAGUGAAGCAGAGUUAAAGGCCAUAGAUAAAAAGAUAGAUGAGGUGGUGGAGGAUGCUGUUGAGUUUGCAGAUGAAAGCCCUCUUCCUUCUCGGAGCCAGCUGCUCGAAAAUGUAUUUGCAGAUCCAAAAGGUUUUGGAAUAGGACCUGAUGGCCGGUAUAGAUGUGAGGAUCCAAAAUUCACCGAAGGCACUGCUCAUGUCUAAGCUUUCAAAGUAGGACAAUGAUCAAUCUAUUUAUGCUCAUUUUUUAUUAUGCAUGGUCUCAUGUAUCUAGUUUGUGCUAGCAAUCUCUUGUUUACCUCUAUUUAGUGUUUCUUGUGUAACAGGUAUGUGUUCUUUAGGAUGUCUGCUUAUUUAAAAUUUUGGUUUCGUAAUUAACUUUUCAUUUGUUACUUGGACAAAUGCUUUGAAUGGCAAAAUCCCCGGGAAGGGUUGGUUGGCCCCAAUUUCCUGCCA
Durio zibethinus is the source of this 1799-nucleotide messenger RNA. RefSeq names its product pyruvate dehydrogenase E1 component subunit alpha-3, chloroplastic-like. Gene Ontology annotation, molecular function: pyruvate dehydrogenase (acetyl-transferring) activity. Gene Ontology annotation, biological process: pyruvate decarboxylation to acetyl-CoA. NCBI's taxonomy places the organism in Eukaryota, Viridiplantae, Streptophyta, Magnoliopsida, Malvales, Malvaceae. The record is from RefSeq and is a predicted model, not a curated record. Gene Ontology annotation, cellular component: intracellular membrane-bounded organelle.